Messenger RNA from Colossoma macropomum (tambaqui), 1204 nucleotides. RefSeq lists its product as uncharacterized. NCBI's taxonomy places the organism in Eukaryota, Metazoa, Chordata, Actinopteri, Characiformes, Serrasalmidae. The transcript has 8 exons. Bases 374 to 1123 code for a protein of 249 amino acids. The record is from RefSeq and is a predicted model, not a curated record.
ACACUAAAAAUGAGUGGAUAAAUAGAGGAAGAUUCUCACUGUUUGAUGACACCAGAGCUGCAGAGUUCUGGGUGUUGAUCAGAGAGCUCACUGUAGAGGAUUCUGGACUGUACCAGUGUGGAGUUGAAAAAAAAGGUUUGGCUAUUGACAUCUACACACCAGUGGAACUGAAUGUAGAGGAAGUCUGACUGAGGGAGACUCUGGUGAAUACUGGUGUGGAGCUGAAUCAGACUGGACAUCUGACCAUGGAUACAAGGUUUAUAUCACACAGAUCAACCUCAGAGUUCCUGGAACAACAUCACCCUCAACAUCACCAUCAAGCCCCACUGCACAGACCAUAGAAACAAAUGCCUCUACAACAUGUACAACUACAAUGAAAUCCUCAUUUAAGACUCCAACAGAAAUUCUACCACAGUCAUCAACAUACAUCAGUGCACUGACCACAAAACCAACCACAUCCUCAAUGCCUAAAACCAAACCGUCCUCUUUGUCAGUUUCCUAUGUGGUCUCUGGUGUGUCUGUGAUUGUGUUGCUGCUUCUGUUUGGACUCUUAUUCUUCAUAGUCAUUCUUAGAAAGAGAGGCAAGACUCAAGACCCAGGCACAACACAAGGCCAAUCCUUCAAAGGAUUCUCAGCUGUCCACAGGGUUUUCCAUCUUUUCAAUAACUAUGAAGAGAUUAAAGACAGUAGACACCUUCCUACAUCAGAUGCUGGAGUCUUCACAAUCUACUCUACUGCUCAACUACCUACAAACCCAUCAGAACCUUCUCAAACUGACUAUGAAAAUGUCCAGUUACCCACAAACCCCUCAGAACCUUCUCAAACUGAUUAUGAAAAUGUUCAGUUACCCUCAAACUGUGAUUUCUCAAAUUCUGUUUAUUCUUCUGCUCAGUUACCAUCAAACUCUCCUGAUCAGGUCAUCUACUCCACAGCUCAGUUACCCACAAUUCUCUCUGAUUCCUCAGCAAGUGGCACUCAGCAUUCAGCUGGAACAUCUACGGAAGAUCCAACAUACGCAACAGUGAAUUUCAGGAAGAAGUUUGUUGUGGAGGAACUCCAGUGUCCAGCACAGAGCCCUGACCCCACCCCCACUGAAUACCUUUGGGAUGAACUGGAACAUUAAUUGUGAGUCAGGCCCACUGAUCCAACAUCAGUGUCUGACCUCACAAAUGCUCUUUUGACUGAAUGAGCACAAAUUCCCAAA